Rosa rugosa (rugosa rose) is the source of this 3479-nucleotide messenger RNA. RefSeq names its product G-type lectin S-receptor-like serine/threonine-protein kinase At1g11410. Gene Ontology annotation, molecular function: protein serine/threonine kinase activity; ATP binding. The coding region runs from base 936 to 3413 and encodes 825 amino acids. The transcript is spliced from 8 exons. Gene Ontology annotation, biological process: protein phosphorylation; recognition of pollen. The record is from RefSeq and is a predicted model, not a curated record. Lineage: Eukaryota; Viridiplantae; Streptophyta; Magnoliopsida; Rosales; Rosaceae.
AGCUCAUUGGCUUUCCAAGUUUUCAUAGAUUUUCACAUUUUCUUUAACUGUUUCUACUCGAAUGGUACUUUCACAUUUGCAAACUGAUCUUCUGUUCUAUAACAUAUAAGCACUGCACACUAAAUUGCUCAUUGUUCAGAGAUUACUGAGAACCAAAUGGUAUUUCAUUCGCUAGUGGAUAGAGUUUAGCACAAUACCUUAACAUCAUCACUGUAUAUUUUACUAAAGAGGACAUGAUUCUUGUCCCAUACAAAUGGAAUGGCUCCAGCGUGUUUUCUCUGCUUUGAAGACCAAGAUAUAUGCAAACUUAUAAUAAAAAAACAACUGUUGGCUUGAGUGAAAAUCACCUAGCUGUUCAAUUCAAAUAGAACGACUCAUAUUUGGUCAACUCAUAAUUACUUAUGCAGAGCUGAGCAGCAUAUUGACAUUCAGAAAUUAAUACAAAAGUCUUGGCCCUGAUAUGUCUGUAGCAUCCAGCUCCCUGGCUGCUACAGAAAACUUGAUACCUAUAAUAGAAUAAAAAAAUGUGAUGCUAGGAAUAUCGACUUAGAUAAGAUAUAUUCAACAAAGUUUUAAUUGGUGCAGUGCAGAGCUGCUAAUAUGUAAAAGUGGAAUGGAGGAUGGUCAACUGUGGUGUUUCAAGCUUGGCUCUUCUGUCAAUGGCCAAUAGCAUACCAUAUGCUCUCCUGUUAUGACCAAAUAUCAUAUCAGAACAUUCUUAUAGUUCUAAAUUUCAUCAUGUCAAACAUUUCUGGUCCAAAUGGUAUAAGUCCUUUCACUGUCUUGCUGACUUUCAACUUUGGCAAUUACAGUUUUAUAAUCCAGCAGCCACUAAUAAAAUAUGGAAAGAGAAGCAUACAAAACAAGAAUAAGAUGAGAGUGAUGGAUCUUUAAUUCAGGAAGCAAAUCCUUUCUCAGUUUGAUGAUAUGCAAUCAUGCCUUUUGCAGAAGGCCUGCUGAAUCUGUUGCUUCGGCUUCUUCUUCCUCUUCUGUCUCUACAGUUUUGCUAUUCUUUGGGCACGACCAUCACUUUUAACCAAUCCAUUAAAGAUGGUGACUUUCUCAUCUCUAAAAACAAGGCAUUUGUGCUCGGGUUCUUUAGUCCUGGCACAUCAAGCAACCGCUAUGUUGGUAUUUGGUAUAAGUUCUCACAAAACAAAGUUCUUUGGGUAGCUAACAGAGACAAUCCUGUCAAUGAUACCUCAGGAAUCCUCACUAUUAGUACUGAAGGAAAUCUCAUAUUACUUCAUAACAACAGUCAAGGCCUUCCUCUGUGGUCAACGAAUGUUUCUGUCACACCAGUAAGUAACAAUAGUACUAUGGUGCAGCUCCUGGAUUCAGGAAAUCUUGUCUUGGUUAAUCAGCUGAUCAACAACCAGAGUGGUAUCUUAUGGCAGAGCUUUGAUCAUCCUACACAUAUUCUUCUAGCAAACAUGAAAAUUGGGUUGGAACAGGGUAAGAACAUAGUUAUUACAUCCUGGAACUCGCAAAAUGACCCAGGAACUGGUAGUUGCUCAGUAAAGACAGAACCAAACGGGUCUCCUCAGAUAAUCUUGUACAAGAAUCUGGCCAAGUGGUGGCGGUCAGGUCACUGGGAUGGGCUUCACUGGAAUGGAUUCCCUAAUAUAAACAGGCAAAGCAAGAAUAAUUCGUUUGAUAUUGUAUUAGUGAACAACAAAGAUGAGGUUACUACAAAAUUCGCUGUUCUCGACCCUGCAGUUAUCCCAAUAAUAGAAAUUGACGGAUCUGGAUCACUCCAACUGCUAGCAUGGAAGGGACAGCAACAAGGGUGGGUCAAACUCUGGUCACCAACGGAAGUCUGUGACAAGUAUGGAACGUGUGGUCCAUUUGGUGUUUGUAAAGCAUACACUGAUAACUGGGUGAAAUGUGGAUGCUUUCCAGGAUAUGAACCCAACUACCCAGAGGAAUGGAGAUUAAGAGAAGGAUCAGGUGGAUGCAAGAGGCAGCAGGGGGCUCCAUCCAUGUGUAGGAAUAGAGAGGGGUUUGUAAAGAUACCAAACGUGAAGGUUCCAGAUACUUCCACAAUCAAAUUGGACAUCAAUUCGAGUAUGGAAGCAUGUGAGCAGAAGUGUUUGAAUAACUGCUCGUGCUUGGCUUAUGCCAGUGCAGAUGUGAGAAAUGGAGGCAGCGGAUGCAUGACAUGGUAUGGAGAUUUAAUGGAUACUACUCAGUUUGCUCAAGGACAAGGACAAGAUCUCUACAUACGCGCGGAUGCAAUAGUGUCAGCUAAGUACACAAAGAAGUCAAAGAGGUUCCUUGCCAAAAAGGGGAUGUGGUUGAUUUUGGUAUUCCCACCCAUUGCUAUGAUAUUCUUGAUCUUUUUUGGAUGUUGGUGUUUAAGGAGGAAGACAAAAGGCUAUCUAAGGGAAACGAAGCAAUAUGGAAGUACAACUCACAAAGACCUGGAAUAUUUUGACCUAAAGAGCAUACUUGUUGCCACUGACAAUUUCUCCACUGCUAACAAGCUAGGCGAAGGAGGAUUUGGCUCAGUGUAUAAGGGCCUACUAGCUAAUGGAGAGGAGAUUGCUGUGAAAAGAUUAUCAAAGAACUCCGGACAAGGUUUAGAACAGUUUAAAGCUGAGGUUAAGCUGAUAGCAAAACUUCAGCACAGGAACCUGGUCAGGCUUCUUGGUUGUUGCAUCAAUGCAGAAGAGAAGAUGUUGAUUUAUGAAUACUUGCCAAACAAGAGCUUGGACCUUUUCGUAUUUGAUAGAAGUAGAAGCUUGUCGAUAGACUGGAAAGACCGUUUUGACAUUAUAAAUGGAAUUGCUCGAGGGGUCUUAUAUCUCCAUCAAGACUCAAGAUUAAAAAUUAUCCACAGGGACAUAAAAGCUAGCAAUGUCUUAUUGGAUUCCACAAUGAACCCAAAGAUCUCAGAUUUUGGACUCGCUAAAAUGAUAGGGGAAGACCAAAUACAAGCAAAUACAAACAGAGUGAUUGGAACGUAUGGCUACAUGUCACCUGAAUAUGCAAUGGAAGGGCGAUAUUCAACAAAAUCUGAUGUUUUCAGCUUUGGUGUCUUACUGCUAGAGAUCAUCAGUGGCAAAAGGAACACUAACUACAAUCUUGAGAGCCCCUCCCCCAAUUUGAUUGGACAAAUUUGGGAUAUGUGGAGAGAGGGAGAAGCAUUGGGAAUAGUUGAUCCUUCUUUGAGUUCAUAUCCUGCUCAUGAGGUUUCAAGAUGCAUCCACAUCGGGCUACUAUGCGUGCAAGAAUCUACAACAGAUCGGCCAACAAUGUCGGAAGUAGUUUACAUGUUGUGCAAAGAAACACCUCUUACGUCUCCUAAGAAACCUGCAUUCAUAUUACAAUCCAGCAAUCCAAACUCAGAAGCACCAAGAAGAGGACCUUCUCUAAAUAAUGUAACAAUAACAAUGCUUGAAGCCCGCUAAAGCCGCAGGACAUAAAUCAUUCCCAAUCUUUUUUUUUUUCCUUCCAAUAAGUCUGCUGUACUUCAA